Schistosoma curassoni is the source of this 1892-nucleotide messenger RNA. The record is from the annotation of a GenBank genome assembly. NCBI's taxonomy places the organism in Eukaryota, Metazoa, Platyhelminthes, Trematoda, Strigeidida, Schistosomatidae.
AGCAUUGAACGCAGAAUGCACACAUACAAGUUCGACGUUACUUACAACUUCUAACCUCGCACUAUCAACUUGUUGUCCCCAUUAUCAGAUUGUCUUAAUCGCACGGUCGCGUUAUUAAUGAUUGUUGUCAAUUGACUUCCUUAUUAAAUUGAAAUGACAUCUUUAAGUGACAUAUUGUUACCGUGGGAUCACACAGAGCAACCGAACGACUUGUUUUUAACUUUCCGGAACUCUGACGACUGUAUUGUUCAUGUACCUAUCGCAACAUCGAAUGUUAAUAGCUUGAGGAGCAGCUCAGAUUCAGUUAUUUUGUCUGAACUGAAUAAACAAAUGGAUGCAAGACUUGUGAGCAAAGCUCAGGAAUAUGGCCCUUUAUUGCUUCCGGGGUCAAUAUUUUAUGUAGGCAGUAAUCCUCGUCCUCGUAGGAAAGUCAAUUUGUAUCAUGAAUCCUAUGAAAUUAGUUAUGGUCAAAGAGGAAAUUAUGGAGAAAAUCUCCACACAACUGAAAAUACUGUCAUUUCAAAUGGUGGGUUUAAUGACUUAGUUGAAUUAGAAAAACUCUCUUCUACAUUUACUGAUAGGAGGAUUGGAAUGAAUCUUUCGCAAACUGAUGUUGCAAAUUCACUUGGAAAACUUUACGGAGUACAUCGUAGUGUAUCCAUGAUUUCACGCUUCGAAAGAAUGGAUCUUAGUUUAAGCAAUUACUUGAAAGUUUAUCCGAUUAUUCUAAGAUGGUUGAAGGAUAGUGAAACUGCUGAUGGUCGCGAUAAAAUUAUUCGAGCUGUUGUUGAUUUUCAGAAUAAUAAUAAUAGUAAUAAUAAUAAUGAUACGAAAUCACCAGUCAAAGAAAGUCCUCAGGCUGAAAGUCCCGUUUUUUCGAAAUUCCCAAAACGACGACCGAGAACAAUACUACCUGAUUCUACAAGAAGGGAGUUGGAGCGAAUCUAUAGACAAGUUAGUGUUUACACUUAGUCGUUAAUUCGUUUCUCAUAAUUCUUAUAAUCCCCGCAACCGGAUGGUAAUUUACUGCUCCACAGUAUAUUUGUUUAGUUUGAACGUCUCAAUUUCCUAAGACGUCGACUUGUUUGAUCAAAUAAGAUAAAAUUUUGGCAAGCUUUACUGACAUUAUAAGAUGAUCACUAAAUUGUAUUAUUCGGGUGAAGUUAUGGGCAUAAAUAAUUAUAUCCUAGUCCUAUUUUUAGAAGGAAAACCACCACUUACUAUUGUUAAAUAUAUCUGCUAGCUUCUUUUAUUUUGAGAAUGCCGUGCUAAUGUGUGAUGAAGCAACCUAGGUCAAAUCACACUUGGUAUGAAUAACUGAGUAAAAUUUUCGACUCGUUAAUUGAUACCUAUCAAGGCGAUCACAAGAUUACUCAAAGUUUGGUAACAAUGGUAAAACCUUGCUAGAAACGAUAACCGCAAGUUUCUUUUUUUGUAAUUUACUUUUUUGCACGACUUCUGCCUUUUUGUGGUUGACUUCCGUCGCUUGUAGUUUGCUAAAGCUGUGUAUGCAUAUUUUCGUUACUACAUAAUUUUGUUUUGUUCUGCGUCUUCUAUUUCGAGUAUAGAGUCUCUCCACAAUUUAUCUUCUUGUGUUAGAGGACAAGUGAUGAAGUGUUAUGUGCCAGUUUUUUGUUAUCGAUUUAUACAGUAGAACCGGCGUUACUAGAGUAGAUCGAUCGUUCCUAAUUCUGAAAGUACUGUAGGCCCUUACUGAACUUCAAAUAUCGAGACUGAAAAUCUUACCACAGUUUAUUUAACUUUGUAACCAUUAUUGUUACGAUCAGUCAGCAACGUGUUAUUUUUCAGUCUCGAUAGAGAAUCAUGUUGUAACUUACAAAAUUAUGUUGCUGGUUUUUCUUUUGACAGAAUAAAAAACUAUCUGCACAUGA